UCAACAGACCUUAAUCAUGUGCGACUGAGACGCAUCUGGAAGUACGUCGCAGCGCUAUCAAUCUGCAGAGCCGCACUGGACUACUCUACAGGCAUUUAGCAGAAGGUGCUGAGGGAGCAGUAAGACCUUUGGCUUUUGAGUAGCUAUUAUGUCCCCAUAAAAAUAUUUAGCUGUUGUGUUUGUGAAUCAUGUACGUGGGUUACCUUGUGGAUAAAGAGAGCAACAUGUACCACCAAGGACCUAUGAGGCGUUCCAUUAAUCUUCCUCCGCAGAACUUUGCGCCCAGCGCGCAGUACUCCGACUUCACGGGGUACCACCAUGUACCCAACAUGGAGAACCACACGCAGCCCUCAGGGGCCUGGGGCUCUCAUUACGGCGCACCAAGGGAGGACUGGGGCGCCUACGGCCUGGGACCCCCUAAUAACGUACCUACAUCCAUGAACACCUCAUCACCCGGCCAGGUCCCGUACUGCUCCCCCGACUAUAACUCAAUGCACCCGGCCGGAUCAUCAGUUUUGCAGCAGCCACCAGAGAAUAUUAAUGUUGCGCAAAUGUCCCCAGAAAGAGAGAGACGCAGUUCGUAUCAGUGGAUGAACAAAACUGUCCAAUCGUCUUCUACCGGCAAAACGAGGACGAAGGAAAAAUACAGAGUCGUUUACACGGAUCAUCAGCGGCUAGAGCUGGAGAAGGAGUUUCAUUACAAUCGAUACAUCACGAUCAGGAGGAAGUCUGAGCUGGCUGUCAACCUGGGCCUUUCGGAGCGGCAGGUGAAAAUCUGGUUUCAAAACCGCAGAGCGAAAGAGAGGAAACUGAUCAAAAAGAAAAUGGGCCAGUGCGAUGGGAGCGGCGGCUCGGUGCACAGCGACCCCGGUUCCGUCAGCCCGCUGGCAGUGCCCGGCUCGCUGAGUCCGUCGGAUAUCCACGGUUCCCUGUAUCCACCGCCGGGCAUGAACUCUUUGCCACCAAUUGGGAAUAUACAGCAAGUCACUGUGGGCCAGUAAACUCCUGCUGGGAACUUUGCAACUUUAACUGAGCACUCCAUCACGCCGCGAGGACAACGCGGCGCGACCCGCUAACGUGGAUUUAUAAAUUAUUCCAAGAGCAAAGUCCUUUUAAGCCCGUGCUGUGGAUUACAAUACAGAGAUUUCAAAUGAAAAAUGCUGGAGGCUCUUCGAAAAAGAUUCUUUUAAUAGGAUAUUUUUAAAAGAACACGGAAAACAAUGUUUGUAUGGGCCAGAAUUAAACAUUAUUGGUUGUUGUAUGAUUUAUUAAAAUAUAAAUAGGCCCAUCAUUUUCUGUACGUGACGAGAACGAGUGUUUACAUGUUUGUAAAUAAAAGCAAUCAGGUGCAUUUUAAUUGCACUGCAUCCCUACCUCUGUAAAUGUGGAAAAAGCUCUUUAAACUGCCAUGAGCUUUCGGAUUAGACAUCAUUGCCCUUUUUUCAUACGUACGGGUACAAUUUUAAACUUUGGUG
This is a messenger RNA of Paramormyrops kingsleyae, 1475 nucleotides long. It is a transcript of the gene cdx4, whose product is annotated as caudal type homeobox 4. Gene Ontology annotation, molecular function: DNA-binding transcription factor activity, RNA polymerase II-specific; RNA polymerase II transcription regulatory region sequence-specific DNA binding. Gene Ontology annotation, cellular component: nucleus. Gene Ontology annotation, biological process: cell differentiation; anterior/posterior axis specification; embryo development. The record is from RefSeq and is a predicted model, not a curated record. NCBI's taxonomy places the organism in Eukaryota, Metazoa, Chordata, Actinopteri, Osteoglossiformes, Mormyridae.